AUGCGUCCAGAAGAUGAGAAUGACCUAGAGAUGCCACAUGUUGCUCCUCUUCACAGAGGACACAGGGCCAUCCGAGGUAUGCAUUCAAUGCACGUACCCCUAGGAGUAGGACGAGGAGAGGAGAUGCAUGCUCAGUCGUGUCUGACUCUUUUUUUGGCCUCAUGGGCUGCAACCCACCAGGUUCCUCUUUCCAUGGAAUUUUCCAGGCAAGAGUACUGGAGUGGGUUGCCAUUGCCUUCUCCAGGGGAUCUUCCCGACCCAGGGAUGGAACCCACAACUCCCGUGUCACAUUCAUUGGCAGGUGAAUUCUUUACCACCGCUUCACCUGGGAAGCCCCUUAUGCACACUCCGAACAAUCUCCAAAUUACAGAAAAUGUGUUGUUGUUAACUUCAGUUUCUUUGAGUCAUCACUGUGCUUCUCAGUACGAAGAAAAUUAG
Molecule: messenger RNA, 438 nt
Organism: Rangifer tarandus platyrhynchus (Svalbard reindeer)
Lineage: Eukaryota; Metazoa; Chordata; Mammalia; Artiodactyla; Cervidae
Source: the annotation of a GenBank genome assembly